Messenger RNA from Pelobates cultripes (western spadefoot toad), 13776 nucleotides. NCBI's taxonomy places the organism in Eukaryota, Metazoa, Chordata, Amphibia, Anura, Pelobatidae. The record is from the annotation of a GenBank genome assembly.
AUGAAAAUGGCUUGGGCAACAAAGAUGGCGUCUUAUGUUCUCUCCCUCUUUCUGUUCCUUGCCCCCUGCACCGCUGAGCCAGACGCCCAUUUUGAUCCAUGUGAGUUACAGAUAGGGCGCCUGGUGCUUCCCUGGGCAAGACACAGAGUUGGAAGCAUUGAGGCUGGAAUGAGACCAUGUAGUGGACCCUUCCCUAAGACCCGAUGGUUUUUACAUAAAUCUGGCUUUAAAAAUACUAUGGGAGCAUUGGAUAAAAUUAGAAGCAUUUUCUGGACCUUGAGUCUGGGAUGGUCAGGUCUCCAUUGACUUCAGUGUCGACUCAACCAAGAAGCACAACUUAGGGAAAACCUGUUAUACCGACCCAGGGGGACAAUGGGUUUCCCCUACAGUUUAAUCGCACUUUGUACCACUUGCAUUGAAAUUGCUGGGUUGAGGUUACUAAGGCAACCAGACCACUUUAUCAAGAUAGUUGGGUUCUGCCAUUUCUACCAACUUGUUGGGUUUUCACUGAGAAUUUUCACAACUGUGGCCCAUAACAUGGGGUUUUAGUGAGUAAACCUAGGGGCAGGGCUAAUCCAGGAAUAUGGCCUCCUAUCCUCAGUAUUGGCACUAGGGUAUGGGAUUGGCCUCUUUAGGGUGGCACUGGGCACAGCAUAUCCAAGCCUGAUCUUUAUCCCAUUUUCUACAGCUUCUUGCCGAUACGCAUUGGGCAUGCAGGACAGGACUAUACCAGAUGAGGACAUCACCGCAUCCAGUGCCUGGUCGGACUCUACAGAAGCCAAACACAGCAGGUGAGAGCUUGCCAGUCCACAGAUUGCCAAAAAAGGCUAAAUCACUACAGGCAAUAGGUGCUACUAAGAGAAUCUGGGCUUCCUAGUACAGUGCUGUGGUGCUGAACGGUGCAUGUCAAUGGCAAUCAAAAAUUGGUUUAAUGUUCUAGAGUGAGAUUAUCGCCUGCAAUGUAUGAGUUAGUUACAGUGUGUUCUGUGAAUUCCCUGAAUUGUAUGACUGUAGUAUAUGCUUUAACACAAGACGUAUCUCUAGGUAGCACUUUUCCAGAACGCUGUGUGGUGCAAUAGGCAGGGAAGUAUGUGGAUAUUAUUAAGAAACACAAUGAUGCCUAAAUCAGAGGUUUCACUUUUCACUGAUCCCAUUUCAUCAUCAUUGUUAUAGCACAAACUCUUCUGCUAUGAAUAGGACAGGAGUUCUCCCGUCAUAGAGCACUGCUCAACAUAUUUACUAAGAAUGGAUAAGUAAAAAAAUGUGCAGAUCCUUUGAUCUACCCGAAUCAUGUCUGGAAUAUAAAAUCUUUUCUGUUAGUCUUUCAAAUUCUUAAAAAGGAAAGUUUUAUAUAUAAAUAUUUUUAUUUUUUUUAAACAACUCCCAUUUUUUUUUUUUUCCCUCAAUAUUCUGUUCUCAAAAAUAUCUCUUAUCGGAAUGCGUAACGGGUUAUAAUUUAAUAAAUACUUAGUAGUUCAGCGUGGAGUAGAUCAGGUGGUUUUUAUUGUAAAUCACAUAAAUUUUCUUUAUGCAGAUUAUAUCAGAGUCAGGUUUGAGGCUCUUGUACUGCACCUUAUGUUGGUGAUUUUAAGUAAUAAAUAUCAGCCGAUUAUAAGACUGAACAUGAAAGUAUACUGGCAUGGGAGCGCAUGGUUUUAAAGGUAAUUAAGAGCAGGUUAUGCUUUUAGUAUAAUCUCCCUUUACGUUCCCCUUCAGAUGUCUCCCACAUGUAACUUAAAACACUUUGCCAUGUGCUCAGUCUUAUAGGCACGGUGCGUGAAAUGAACUAUCAAAUUCCACAGCUGACCUUCAACUUGUAUAAUAUUUUUGUAAUUUUGUGUACGGGUUCCCGAAAGAACUUUCACGUCAAUUUGGGUCACCCCACCCACUCCAUGUCCUUGAGACAAGCUGCAAUAUAUAUAAUUGAUAAAGAAAAGUUCACGCUGCUCUUGCCACAUUACAUGUUGUACGUUAGGCUGGGAGAAGACGAGGUUCAAAUUCCUUGAUUUAGAGAAAUUGGGGGUAAGGUUCCCAAAACACCAUGUUUUCUGCCUUCUGUCAAUCAGGCUUCAAAAAAAAAAACUACCCAACAGUAUGUGAAAUUCAAAUGCUUCUCAUGUGACCUCAUUAAAGGGACACUAUAGCGUUACGAAUACUAAUGUGUAUUCCUAAUGCUACACUGCCCUAGUCGCAGUUUAGGGGACCGGGCCCCGCUGGGAGGGUUAAAAAGGUAUGUUUACUUACAUUACUUCCUCGCAGCGCCAGUUUCCUCGAGGGAGUUCAACCUCUUUGGCUGAGAUCAAUAAUCUCAUCCAAUCCAAUGAUAUCCCAUAGGAAAGCAUUGGGGCACUAAUGUGCAUGCGCAGCAAUACUUCACACUGUACCAAUCAGAUCUUCUGUCUGAGACCUCCUGAUUGCAAAAAGUGCAGCUUUACUCUACCUUUUUGUGGAAACCACCGCUAGUGAUUGUCAGAAUGACAGCCAUUAAAUGCAGGUUAACUUGCAAUGAAAACACUGACGUUUCAGCAGGCAGGACAUGGCACACAGACCACUUCAUUGACCACUUCUUUAAGUAAUCACAGCACUUUCUUCGAGACUGCGGCAGCAAUUAGUCAACUGAUUUCACACGAGGAGCAUGUGAACUCUUUUUAUACUGCUGGGAAGGACUUUCAAAUCCCAUCUUAGAAAAUUCAGAAUUUAUAAAUAUCGUCAAAAAAGCAGGAGGAGACCUUGAAAGCCGAGGAGGAUAUUAUUUGUUGUGUAGGGGUUUCUACAUUUGUUUAAUUCUUAUUACUUAUGAAGUGUUUUGAUAUCAUACAGCACUCCCUGAGAGUUAAUGUGAAUAGAAAGAUGUUAAUACACACAUUGCAUCAAUACAGAUAAGUAGGGAGUCAGGGGCCUUGGUCAGAAGAGCUUACAUUCUGGAGAGUUGCUCUAUGUUAGAGACAUUAGGUGAGGGGGUGUUUGGUGGAUAAUGGGAUGAUAAAAGGGACGGGAAGGUUGACAUCACUGGGACGGGUGUAUAAGGGAUAUAAAUGGAGAUGUGGUAAUUCUCUCUGAAUAGAGGCAUUCUCACAGAACACUUUUUGAGAUCCUUUAAUCUUUCCAGACAUCACAGAUUUGAUCUAAAUCGGGUCUGUGCUACUUUCUGAAUCAAAGACUAAAACGGGAGUUGUGUCCGCCAUUCCUGCUUGAAACCUAAUGAUUGUCAUGCACUCCAGCAAGUGCGUGCUCAAUCUUCACAGUAACAUUUUCACUCUGUUUGGAGGACUGUCGAGAAAAGGGUGUUUAUCUAAUGCAACUCUGGGAAAUGUAGUUGAGAAAUAACUGCAGUGCCAAUCUUAGCUCCUCUUUGUUCUCGGAGGGCAGUAACUAGCCUUGACAUCAUUGAUAUUUUGAAGUCUAUCUGCAGCCUGUGCAGAGCUUCCUCACACAGAGCAUGCUCCAGUAUUGAACGUCUUCUGAGAUUAUUUAAAUUUACCCAGCGUUAGUCAUCAGGCCAUAUUUUUCUCAUGAGCCUCAUGUAACAGGCGGUAACAUGUACCGGGAGAUUUAGUGUGUUUAUAAACCUGGAAAGUUUGAAUGUGUCCUGUCAGCGAGACAGUGAAGUGUGGGAUCCUCUUAAGUAGAAACCAGAGAGUUUCUCUGAAAACGCUGAGUAAGAAAGUUUGACUUGUCCCUUCGCGUUGAAGCCAUCGUGUCGAGACACGCCAAGGACUGUUUUAUUCUCUUGUCUCUGUUUUCACUUUCUCAGGAUUUCAUGGCAAGACAUCAUUGCACUCAUUUUAAAAACAACCAUGGCAUCUACAACUAUUGAACCGACAUUUCUCUUUUUUAUCUCUUUGUACACAGAUUGGAAAGUCAUGAUGGCGAUGGUGCCUGGUGUCCAGCAGAAUCCGUGUAUCCCAAUAAUGACGAGUAUUUGCAAGUAGACCUAAGGAAGCUGUAUUUUGUAACUCUGGUGGGCACACAGGGUCGAGAUGGUGGUGGGCUGGGCAAGGAAUUUGCCCGACAUUACCAACUGCGCUACAGCCGUGAUGGCUAUAAGUGGGCUCAAUGGAAGGACCGCUGGGGAAAUGAAGUAAGUGAGGGGAUAAAAUGGGGUGGAAGGUUUAUGUUGGGUUAAUGAAGGAAAGAAGGAUUGUGAUUGGAGGAUGAUCUGUGUAACAGGGACAAACUAAUACUGAUUAUCUUCAUCCAUCAGGUCAUAGCAGGUAAUGAAAACACACAAGAUUUGGUAUUGAAGGAUUUGGGGCCCCCGCUUAUUGCCCGUUACGUUCGUUUCUACCCCAUGGCUGACCGUGUGAUGAGUGUCUGCCUGCGGGUAGAGCUGUACGGCUGUGUGUGGCAGGGUGAGUCUUUCUCUUUGACCUGUAAUGAUAGAAGUUCAUUCUAGUUUCUUGAUAUAAUCAGGACCUGGCUUUCAUGUUGUUGGUCUCUAACUUUUUCUACAAGUUGUAUUGUUCAUCCUGUGGUCUCUGAUCGUCACUAAUUCAUGUGGUUGUCACUGAUUUCACUAAGUGUGUGUAUCUGACUUCCUUUCGGAUCAGACACACUGACACUAAGUGACACGCUGUGACCCAAAAUGCUGCUUGUACUCCGUGAUCAGUGUCUGAGUCCAUCUCCAGCCUGUUGUCUCCCCCUUUUCUAUUUUUCUAUUUUCCCCGCCUUUGGUUUCAUUAAUAUUUCUCACUGUCCGUUUCCUUCCCCAUAGAUGGACUUCGCUUUUACACUUCCCCACCGGGUAACGUGAUGCAUCUCCCAUCAAUGCUCAUUAGUCUUAAUGACUCUACCUAUGACGGGCUCACUGUGGGAGGGUAAGCAUUCAUUUUACACUGUGACACACACAUCAGACUCAAUGCUAAUUCUCACAUACUGCCACACCGUGACACGUCCACAUGGCAUUCAGCGUUUCAAACUGCCACAUCGUGACACGGCAUCCAGCGUUCCACACAAACUGCCACACGUGACACGUCCACACGGCAUUCAGUGUUCCACAAAUACUGCCACACCUUGACACGUCCACACGGCAUCCAGCGUUCCACAAAUACUGCCACACCGUGACAUGUCCACACGGUAUUCAGUGCUCCUCUCAUACUGCCACACCGUGACACAUCCACACGGCAUCCAGCGUUCCACAAAUACUGCCACACCGUGACACGUCCACAUGGUAUCCAGUGCUCCUCUCAUACUGCCACACAGUGACACGUCCACACGGCAUCCAGCGUUCCACAAAUACUGCCACACCGUGACACGUCCACAUGGUAUCCAGUGCUCCUCUCAUACUGCCACACCGUGACACGUCCACAUGGCAUCCAGCGCUCCACAAAUACUGCCACACCGUGACACGUCCACAUUGUAUCCAGUGCUCCUCUCAUACUGCCACACCGUGACACGUCCACACGGCAUCCAGCGUUCCACAAAUACUGCCACACCGUGACACGUCCACAUGGUAUCCAGUGCUCCUCUCAUACUGCCACACCGUGACACGUCCACAUGGCAUCCAGCGUUCCACAAAUACUGCCACACCGUGACACGUCCACAUGGUAUCCAGUGCUCCUCUCAUACUGCCACACAGUGACACGUCCACACGGCAUCCAGCGUUCCACAAAUACUGCCACACCGUGACACGUCCACAUGGUAUCCAGUGCUCCUCUCAUACUGCCACACCGUGACACGUCCACAUGGCAUCCAGCGUUCCACAAAUACUGCCACACCGUGACACGUCCACAUUGUAUCCAGUGCUCCUCUCAUACUGCCACACCGUGACACAUCCACACGGCAUCCAGCGUUCCACAAAUACUGCCACACCGUGACACGUCCACAUGGUAUCCAGUGCUCCUCUCAUACUGCCACACCGUGACACGUCCACAUGGCAUCCAGCGUUCCACAAAUACUGCCACACCGUGACACGUCCACAUGGUAUCCAGUGCUCCUCUCAUACUGCCACACAGUGACACGUCCACAUGGCAUCCAGUGUUCCACAAAUACUGCCACACCGUGACACGUCCACAUUGUAUCCAGUGCUCCUCUCAUACUGCCACACCGUGACACGUCCAUAUGGCAUCCAGCGCUCCAAAAAUACUGCCACACCGUGACACGUCCAUACGGCAUCCAGGGCUCAUCCUCUCAUACUGCCACACUGUGACACGUCCACACGGCAUCCAGCGUUCCACAAAUACUGCCACACCGUGACACGUCCACAGGAUAUCUUAUACUGCUACACCAUAACACGUCCACAAGGCAUACAGUACACCACACAUACUGCCACACCAUGUCAUGUCCACACGGCAUACAGUACUCCACACAUACUGUUCCACACGUGAUGUCACACUAUUCAUACAUUCUUUCCCCCCCCCCCCAGGCUGCAGUAUGGAGGCCUGGGUCAGCUGACAGAUGGCGUUGUGGGGGCUGAUGACUUCACCCAGCAUAAAGAGCAGGGAGUCUGGCCGGGGUAUGACUAUGUCGGCUGGAAUAAAGACAGCUUCCAAUCCGAUUUUCUGGAAAUGGAGUUUGAGUUUGACGCACUGAGAACAUUUACCUAUAUGAGGGUGAGACCUGUCUGUCUGUAUCAAUAAUGUACAUCCUGCAGCCUUGCACACAUGUUGGUGGACUACAACGUAACCUGAUAUGGUGAGAGUUGUAGUCCAGUAAUACUGCAACAGGAUGCAUUGUAUCAAUAAUAUAACCCUUGUCUUGGUUCUACCUUAUAUAUAAUAAUAAUAUAACCCCCAUCCUGGUUCUGCCUGACCUAUAAUAUAAUCCUCAUCCUGGUUCUGCCUGACCUAUAAUAUUAAUAAUAUAACCCUCAUCCUGGUUCUGCCUGAUGUAUAAUAUUAAUAAGACAACCCCCAUCCUGGUUCUGCCUGACCUAUAAUAUAAUCUUCAUCCUGGUUCUGCCUGACCUAUAAUAUUAAUAAUAUAACCCUCAUCCUGGUUCUACCUGAUAAAGAAUAUCAAUAUUAUAACCCCCAUCCUGGUUCUACCUGAUAUAUAAUAUAACCCUCGUCUUGGUUCUCAAUAAUAAUAAUAAUAAUAAUAUUAAUAAUAAUUAUUAUUAUUAAACACAUUUUUAAUGGAAUGUAUUUAUCAUUGUAAUCUGAUAUAUUGACAUUUUAUGAUAACUUUUUGAUGUGGGAUUUUAUUGGGGUUGUUCACAAAAGUGAGAAUUAUGUAGAAUUUAAUAGUUUAGGCCAGAAUUGACAAAUUGUAAAUAUUCACUAAUGCCGUUAUUAUUCCUGCUUGACUACUUUGAUGUAAAAUUUCCCAGUUAACUCUGCACAUGUCUUAGUUUAGUGAAUAAACUCCAUUAAGGUAAAUGUGACAUGUUUCUAAUCUCAGUGAUGAUCCUCCUAGGUACACUGCAACAACAUGCGUUCCCAGCGGGUGCAGAUAUUCCGUCAGGUGACAUGCUACUUCAAACGCUCCCUGCACACGCCGUGGGACGCGCAGCCGGUCAAUGUGUCCCUGGCACUGGAUAUCCGGGACCCCAGCGCACGUUCCGUCACCAUCCCCCUGAAUGGCAGAGCCGCUCGCAUCCUGCGCUGUCACUACUUCUUCUCCAGUCAAUGGCUGCUGUUCAGCGAGAUCUCCUUCCUCUCCGGUCAGCACUGACUCUCUCUCUUGCUCUUUGUAAUCCACGUUCCUGUUUUAUCAGACCGCACUCUCCUCUUGUACAUUAUUGUUAUCUGUGUAGCACCUACCACAUCUAUUAAAAUAAAAGAUGGCGAUUUAUACCAAUAGGCCCCAUCACAGAGAGCUCACUCCCAUCAAACACAGUAUCCUACCACACACAGUCCAGUAAUACACACACAAACACCACCUCAUUGGUUUGUUACCAUCACACACAAACACCAACACAUUACAUACAUGCAAUCCAUAGUACAAACAGCUCACUCUCAGUACUAACUCCCAUUAAACCCAGGUGGCCCCAAAAACACAUACAGAUAGUCUACUCUCAUUACCCACUAACAGGUCACAUCUCUCAUAUUCAUUUCUCAUCAGUCCAUCCUCUCCUUGUCCCUUUUCUAUCAGCCUGGCUGAGAAGUUGUAAAUUAGAGACGUGAUGGUGGGAUACGACACAGAGUUCUAGUAAUGGGAAGAUUUAGGUGUCCUAUUAUGUAUACUAUUAUGUGUAUUUGACUGAUAUUUGCUAAGCCAAUCUGGGGGUAAAUAAUACUUUAGUUGUUCGUCUUGUUCACAGAAAUUAUGGACUCUUCAGAACCUGAGGAACCCAGUCCACUGCCUCCACCAAAAGAGGCACCUCCUAUACCAACGGUAACGAGCCAACCUCAGGGUACCAGCCAGCGAGUGACUACUGCUGCAAUGAGCACCGAAAACUUAAAUGGACAAGGUAAGAAGUGAGAGUUUAAGACCACCUCUGUCCAUGGUUUUUAUUGGGAACCAACUUCUGUCCAGCCUCCUUCCUCAGUCUUAUCUAAUCCCUUUGCCCUUCUCUCUCUGUAGCAAAAUUCUUCAUCUUAUUCCUGGCGCCCACACAACCACAUCUUGCCAUUUCUUUUGCCUUUCUCCUCCCCCAGAACAUUUUUACGUUUUACCCGUUCUCUGUCUUUCACUCUAACCCUUUUUUUUUUUUUUUUUCAGUCCUCGAGGCAGGCAGUGACAUCAGAAUGAACCAACCAGUUGCCAAGGAUGACAGCGGAGACACUUUUAUUUUAAUAGGAUGCCUAUGUAUCAUUAUUUUGCUUCUUGUGGUCGUCAUCAUCCUCAUCCUUUGGCGCCAACGCUGGAAGAAAUUGCUGGGGAAGGUGAUUAGGGGAAGUGGAGAUAAACUUUGUCAUGAGUGCAGUUUAACUCUUGCAAGCUCACAUUUACCCCUCUUAAUCCCCAGGCUCAGCGCCACCACUCUGACAGUGACCUCACCGCUCGACUCUCCCUCCCAUCUGAUACCGUUGUCAUCAACAACACCCAGAAUCCUCUGCCUCCUCGGCAUGGAAACCGAUAUGAGCGUAUUUUGACUUCUGAGGGAGAAUACCAAGAACCAAGUCAUCAUCCCAGAGCCAAAAUAGCCACCCUCCCUCCUACCCCUGAGAGUGCAGGUAACAGGAUAGCAUUCUAUUCGCGGGCUCCAUGUAAAUUGUUUUAAUGACAGAUUUGUAUGUGCAUUAAUAUAUGUAACAUGCUACGUGUGCCGGUAUGUAGGUGUGUAGCGUAUGUGAGCAUGUAUACAAGGUGUAUGUGCAUGUUAAGAUGUCUGCUCUUAGCAUGUGUAGGCCACGUAUUAUUUGCAUGACUAUAUUCUAAUAAUUGUUUAUUUAAUGUGACUAAGGAGGGAUUGGUGAUAUCUAAUGCAAUAUGGGAAUCUUGCAAACCUCAAUCUUAGUUCUAACGACUAAUGUGGGUGUCGUAGUGUCUUGUGAUGGUAUUUAGUGUAUAUUACACCUUUUAUGGAGAAACUUUAAUGACAAAAUAAAAUGUCCAUAUAUAGGAACGUUUAUUGUUCUAGUAAAGGGUUACUCCAACUACAAUGACCACUUCAAUGAUUCGAAGUGGUCAUGGUGGUACGAGUCAAUAUGUGCAGUGUUUCAGCCAGAGAUAUUUUUAAUUGUGUGCUUGGGGCUUGUUAUACACCCAGUGCACAUGAUAUUGACAGCCUGGAACUCUGUCCCCGGGUUGCCAAUGUCAAUUGUUUAUAUUUUUUCAGCCAUUAGCACACAAGCAAGGGGAAGAUUGCUUCACCCUCCCUCCCUUCACGCUGUGUGCUCUCUCCACCUCCCUCCAUUUCCCUCAGUGUUUUAAAAAAACAAAAACAAAAAACCUCCAUCCCUCCUGUCCUCCCCUCCCCUCGCCGUCCCGGAGCGUACAUGCACUCUGAGCCUGCUAAACGGACCAAUCUUUGAGAAGCCCAUGAUUGGACCGCGCAAGGCCCCUGUGACACUGACAGGGGUGCAGAAGUCAGCUCCGGGGGCUUUGCCUGGUGCUGGAUUCCAGGUAAGUUAAAGUCUCAUAUUUACAGGUUAUACUGCAAACAGAGGUGGCCAAUAGAGGUCUCCUUAGUGCCCAAUAGGGCACAUUACACAAGAAAGGAUCCCACCUCAAAAGGAUGGAGUAACCCUGUAAGCAACUGUCAAGGUUGGGUUUACCAGUCAGUUUUCAAUAGAUUAAGGAGACGUAGGGCUGUUUGUACUGUCUAUAAAUCCAGACAUAGAGAUAUAUAUAUAUAUAUAUGAAAACAUUUGUAAAAAGAACCUCACUCAAUACUUUCUCCCCAGUCUCUGAUUCUCCUGAUGCCCAUGUCUUCAUCCAGGAAAUGGCUGGGCUAUACCAGCCAGUCCACAUACUCCACAUUCACUGAGUGAGCGUGCUAAUUACUAGUCGGACUGAAUAACGCUGGAUAAUUCUAGCUUCCUGAUAAUGAGUAGGAAUAUCAUACUUACUGAAAUUUAUAGCUGCUCCCAUUUACUUUCACUUUUAUGGCAACAUUUUACACCCCAGCCAUUUAUUUCAAUAAUAUCCUUAUAAUGUUAUAGGAAGGGAUAAAAACUGCUUAAGAAGUAAUAGGUGUGUGUAUGUAUAUGACAUGUCCAUGUGUUUAAAUCUGUUUGUAUUAGAGUCCAUGGGUGUGCAUGUGUUUUCCUGUGUUUAUGUAGGUGUACAGCGUGUGUGCAUGUAUAUAAAGUGUACACUCUAUACUCUGCAUGUGUUUCUCCAGCUUUGCUGCUAAACAAUCCAGCCUAUGCACUCCUCCUCUCCACCUACAACCAGCCAAUCACAGAGCCCAGUGGCGUGCAAGCUAAGCCACUCAACAGCCAGGGUAAGGGGCGGCCAUUUUGGAGCAGGCCAUCUCUAGGCUGUAUCUCUGUUACCUCCAUUUUUAACUCUCUCUCUCUUCCUUUCUCUGGAAUCUCUAAGACCAGGAAGGUCCAGACUUCUCACCUCUGUCUCAUACUGUCGUUAUAUCAUCAUAAUAAAAAUAGACACGUUACUUUAUGCAUCACUGAUGUCCAGAUAGUUCAUUUGGUUAGUGCACCACCUGUAUUGUGUAUUCAACCUUCAGAUUUGCACGUUUCGUUUCUGGUGGGAUCAGCUUGACCUCUCAUAGUUCUGAGGAUAAUAACACGUACCCAAGAGUAUAUCUCAAACGUAGAGAAAUGUAAACCCAUCCUGGUUGACAUUAUGAAUAACUGGAGGGGGGGCAAACAGUGGGAACAAAUUGUCACUGAGCUCGUUUUAUAUUUCAGACUGAAUCGCCAUGAUACUACUGUGCAUUAUUUGGUUUCCUAUCCAAAAUGUUUGAGAAACGCUCUUUAAUAGACAUUUCUUCUACCAUUGUAACUGGACUGUGCUGAGUGGUGGCUAAAUACAUAACCCAGACUUACAAUUUUUUUGUCUUACUUUACUUGCUUCUACUGUCUCCUGUCCUAUUUCUUUCUUUCCCCGCCACCUGUUUACCAAAUACUGCUUUCCCUCCCUAGAUGGGGGCUACAGGGAGCUGGAGUCCCCCAAACUUCCAGUGCUGUGCCCCGCCAGUGUCCCGCACUACGCCGAAGCAGACAUUGUUACUCUUCAAGGGGUAACAGGGAGUAACACGUACGCAGUACCAGCACUGACUGCUGACUCUCUAGCCUCCAAAGAGUUGCCUCUCAGCAAGUUUCCCCGGGGACAUCUCCUCUUUAAAGAAAAGUUGGGAGAGGGACAGUUUGGCGAGGUAAUGUCUGUUUGCUGCUGUUUUUGUCGAUGUUGACCUUUUUGGAUCCCCCGUGAUUGUUACCCAAACAUCAUGCCUCUUACAUUCUAGGUACACCUCUGUGAGGUAAUGAACCCGCACGAACUCCCUACUCUUCAGUUCCCUUUCAACAUGCGCAAAGGCCGGAGCCUCCUUGUGGCUGUCAAGUUACUACGGUCUGACGCCAAUAAAAAUGCCAGGUAAAGGUUUUCAUGUUGCCACUGACCCUUUGUUCCUUGACUUACGUCCCUCCGUUUUUGUUGCUCACAUCCUCUAUUUUUAUUUUAUAUUUUUUUUUUAUCUUCUCCAAUCUCUCUCCACAUCUGCACUGACAUCCAGGAAUGACUUCCUGAAGGAGCUAAAGAUCCUGUCCCGUCUGAGUGACCCUCAUAUUAUACGCCUUCUGGGGGCAUGCUUGGACGAGGAUCCUCUGUGUAUGAUCACCGAGUACAUGGAGAAUGGGGAUCUCAAUCAGUUUCUGAGCGCACACCAGCUGGGUGAAGAGGAUGAGAGUCCCGAAGGACGAGCAGGUCCACCCUGCAUUAGGUCAGAAGAUUUUUUUCUUACUUUCCCUCCCCUUCUCUUCCAAUUUUACCUGUCUUUACUACUCUCACAGAUCAUAUUAUUCAUUUCCAUUCAGUUUACCUUUCUACUCCCUCUUCUGAUUAUCUUUCUAUCUAUCUACAUCCAUUUGUAUCAGUGAUUUUCUGAAAAGCUUGCUUUUCCUGUACUUAUCUGAUACAGUGAAAAUUGUGCCAGUGCAAAUAUAUUUAAAAUCUGAUAUCUGACAUUUUCCCUAUUUCCUCGAAUUUCCAAGAGUUGGAUUCGCAGCUGACUUGGUAAUAUUGUUAUUUCCCAUUCUGUAGUUACCCGAGCCUUCUCCAGGUGGCGUUGCAGAUCUGCUCUGGAAUGAAAUACCUCUCAUCUCUUAAUUUUGUGCAUCGUGACCUGGCCUCCCGGAAUUGUCUGGUGGGAGAGAACCUUACAAUCAAAAUCGCUGAUUUUGGGAUGAGUCGCAAUUUGUAUGCUGGAGAUUACUAUCGCAUACAGGGCCGGGCUGUACUGCCAAUCAGGUGGAUGGCAUGGGAAUGUAUACUUAUGGUGAGUGGGUUGGUUGGUUGCAGAAUAAGUUAGCUUGGUCCCAUCCUCGGGGACUGUGACUAGUACAGAACUCCGUAGCAGUAUGAUAAGGUCUAAAAUAGACUCUAACACAUUCUGUUCCCACAUCUUUACUGGCGUCCAGUGAUCUUCAGAAUCCUAGAUGACUUUGCUGUAUUGACCUGCGCACAGUUUAGGACCCCACCAGUGGUCGUCUGUUUGAUAUUAUCCCUCUGGUUUCCUUUAUUGCCUGUUACUCCUCUCUCUUGAUCACCUCCUUAAUGUAGUGUUAGCAAGGUUGAAGAAAGGAUAUGAUGUUACUCUGUCUUACUCUGGACUUUUGGAAAUAAUGAAUGGCGCUAACAUAAUUAAAUACUUCUGUCCCAUGCAGGGAAAGUUCACCACAGCCAGUGAUGUCUGGGCAUUUGGCAUCACCUUGUGGGAGAUUUUAAUGCUGUGCAAGGAGCAGCCAUAUGGAGAGUUGAGUGAUGAAGAUGUGAUCGAGAACGCCGGGGAAGUCUUCAGAGACAGCAAGAAACAGGUAAGACUGUGACAAUCCUGGUGAAGGGGAGCUCUCCAUUAAAUUUGAUGUGCUUACUAUGUUGCAUAAUUGAUUUGAAAGAAGACAAAUAUUUUACCUUUAGCAGCUGCCUCAAUAUGAUAUACACAGCCUAAUUUGCCACGCGUAAGAUGUUGCCUAGGUUACAUGGGGUGGUGCUGCGUGGCGUCAAUAUGUGCCAGUUCCUACAUAGCCGUGUGGCCUGCAAGCCUGCCGUGACUAUGUAUCAUUAUUACAGAUAUAAUGUGUCUCUGCACUUUCUCCCUCCUUACAGAUUUACCUAUCUUGCCCCGUGAUAUGUCCUACGACCCUUUACGAGCUGAUGUUGCAAUGCUGGGCCCGAGAUUGCCGGGAGAGACCUUCGUUUCAGGACAUCUACGCCUCCUUGUCCUCACACGCAGUCUGCUCCACUCCGCUGAGACUGAAGGAAUAG